Molecule: messenger RNA, 3528 nt
Organism: Phodopus roborovskii (desert hamster)
Lineage: Eukaryota; Metazoa; Chordata; Mammalia; Rodentia; Cricetidae
Gene: Large1
Product: LARGE xylosyl- and glucuronyltransferase 1
Exons: 14
Coding region: 53-2323 (756 amino acids)
Biological process (GO): protein O-linked glycosylation via mannose
Molecular function (GO): xylosyltransferase activity; glucuronosyltransferase activity
Source: RefSeq, a predicted model, not a curated record
UGCAUUGGACAGACACACGGUGCUGGAAUUAGAAAUUGCCACUUCUGAGAGGAUGCUGGGAAUCUGCAGAGGGAGAAGGAAAUUCUUGGCUGCCUCUUUGACUCUGCUCUGCAUCCCAGCCAUCACCUGGAUUUACUUGUUUGCUGGGAGCUUUGAAGAUGGUAAGCCGGUGUCUCUAUCUCCUCUGGAGUCCCAAGCCCACAGUCCCAGGUACCCUGCCUCCAGCCAGAGGGAGCGGGAGAGCCUAGAGAUUCGAGUUCGAGAGGUGGAGGAGGAAAAUCAAUCUCUGCGCAGGCAGCUCAGCCUGGCCCAAGGUCAGGUCCCUGUUCACCACCGUGGGAACCACUCCAAGACCUACUCCAUGGAAGAGGGAACAGGGGACAGUGAGAACCUACGGGCUGGCAUUGUGGCUGGCAACAGCUCUGAGUGUGGGCAGCAGCCAGCUGUGGAGAAGUGUGAGACCAUCCAUGUGGCCAUUGUCUGUGCAGGAUACAAUGCCAGCAGAGAUGUUGUCACCCUGGUCAAGUCAGUCCUCUUCCACAGGCGGAACCCUCUGCAUUUCCACCUCAUCGCUGAUUCUAUUGCAGAGCAGAUUCUGGCUACACUCUUUCAGACCUGGAUGGUACCUGCAGUACAUGUGGACUUCUAUAAUGCUGAUGAGCUCAAGUCUGAAGUGUCCUGGAUCCCCAACAAACACUACUCUGGGAUUUAUGGCCUGAUGAAGUUGGUUCUGACCAAGACUCUACCUGCCAACCUGGAGAGAGUGAUUGUCCUAGAUACUGACAUCACAUUUGCAACUGACAUUGCAGAGCUCUGGGCCGUGUUCCAUAAGUUCAAAGGGCAACAGGUCCUGGGUUUGGUAGAGAACCAGAGUGAUUGGUAUCUUGGAAAUCUCUGGAAAAACCACCGUCCAUGGCCAGCUCUUGGAAGGGGCUACAACACAGGAGUCAUACUACUUCUUCUGGAUAAGCUACGAAAGAUGAAAUGGGAACAGAUGUGGAGGCUGACAGCAGAGAGGGAACUCAUGGGCAUGCUAUCUACCUCCUUGGCUGACCAGGAUAUUUUCAAUGCUGUCAUCAAACAAAAUCCCUUCCUGGUGUAUCAGCUCCCCUGCUUUUGGAACGUGCAGCUGUCAGACCACACUCGCUCUGAGCAGUGCUAUAGAGAUGUGUCUGAUUUAAAGGUCAUCCACUGGAACUCCCCCAAGAAGCUACAUGUGAAGAACAAACAUGUGGAAUUCUUCCGCAACCUCUACCUUACUUUCUUAGAGUAUGAUGGCAACCUCCUACGGCGGGAGCUGUUUGGCUGCCCCAGUGAGGCAGAUGUCAACAGUGAAAAUCUUCAGAAGCAGCUGUCAGAGCUGGAUGAGGAUGACUUGUGUUAUGAGUUCCGACGAGAGCGCUUCACUGUCCACCGAACCCACCUGUACUUCCUGCACUAUGAGUUUGAGCCUGCUACUGACAACACGGACGUUACUUUGGUCGCUCAGCUUUCCAUGGACAGACUCCAGAUGCUAGAGGCCAUCUGCAAGCACUGGGAAGGGCCCAUCAGCCUGGCCCUCUACCUGUCAGAUGCUGAAGCCCAGCAGUUCCUCCGCUAUGCCCAGGGAUCUGAGGUGCUUAUGAGUCGCCACAAUGUGGGCUACCACAUAGUGUACAAGGAGGGUCAGUUCUAUCCUGUCAACCUCCUACGCAAUGUGGCUAUGAAGCAUAUCAGCACACCGUACAUGUUCUUAUCUGACAUUGACUUCCUGCCUAUGUAUGGGCUCUAUGAGUACCUCAGGAAGUCUGUUAUCCAGCUUGACCUUGCCAACACCAAGAAAGCAAUGAUUGUCCCUGCAUUUGAAACAUUGCGCUACCGACUCUCUUUCCCCAAGUCAAAAGCAGAGCUACUGUCAAUGUUGGACAUGGGGACCCUGUUCACAUUCAGGUACCAUGUCUGGACUAAAGGCCAUGCACCCACAAACUUUGCCAAGUGGCGGACUGCCACCAUGCCUUACCGGGUUGAGUGGGAGGCUGAUUUUGAACCGUAUGUUGUUGUGAGACGAGACUGCUCUGAGUAUGAUCGAAGAUUUGUGGGCUUUGGCUGGAACAAAGUGGCUCAUAUCAUGGAAUUGGAUGCACAGGAGUAUGAGUUCACCGUGUUGCCCAAUGCCUACAUGAUCCACAUGCCCCAUGCCCCCAGUUUCGACAUCACUAAGUUUCGUUCAAACAAGCAAUACCGCAUCUGUCUGAAAACCCUGAAGGAAGAGUUUCAACAGGACAUGUCCAGACGCUAUGGCUUUGCUGCCCUGAAAUAUCUCACGGCUGAGAACAACAGCUAGCACUAUGAAAGGCCACAACUAGAGAGAGACAUGCUACAGGAGAAGAGCCACUUUCUGCCCAGGCCCCAGCCUUUGAAGACAAAAUUCAUCUUUGGUUUAUUUUCCUUUGUCUCUAUGGUGCCACAAACCUGCUUUCUUCUGAGAUUUUGGACAGGGACCCACCCAAUCCAUCACCAUGAGGUACUUCCAGAAUGGGUCACAAAAGGAUGGAAGCAAAUGAAAAGUUAACAACUUAACCACAAUGCCACAGACCAAAUCAGGGUUUCUGGAUACUCUCCUUGCUUUUUAAUAAUUAUGAUUCUAAUGCUAGCUGUGGAGAAAGAAGUCACUGUUCUAGGAAUUAGUCACUCCAAUAAAUAAGAGCAAGCUAUUUCUUCCUAGGAAGAGAACUUUAUUUUCCCUACUCAAGUGGAGAGCUAGCCAAGGACCCAGACAGCCACCUGGAGACCUGCAUAGGGACUUUAUAUAUGUAAGGUCCUAGGAGUAGGGUGAAUUUUUUUCUUUAUUAUCAAAGUCUCUCUUGUUUUGUUUUGAGUUGUUUGAAUUUGAGGGGUUUUAUUCAUUUGAUCUAGAAUUCCAAUCUAAACAUCUAAUCAUUAAAGUUCUAAAGAAAACAUCAGCUCCCUCAACCAACACUCCUGUCAACAAAGAUGAGCAUCCUCAGAGCAUGUUCUCACAUGGGCAGAUUUCUUCAGGAUGAACACUGAGACUCCCUGAUGCAGAGCCAUGGCUAUGAAAGGAACUGAGAAAUAUGAGGCCAAACACUGUAUGCAAAUCACAUUUUCUAUGAACUAAGUCAAAAGGAAAGGAAUUCAAGGAACUGUUUCACUACUCAUGAAGGUUUGAUUCUCCUCUCAGACCUUUAGAAGAACUUGAAUAGUUCAUAGAAGACCAACCAGAAGACUUGUUUGACCGCAUGGAAGCCACUGGAAGAAAGGGGUCAGGCACCUCCCUGUUGGAAGCGGGGGGGGGGGUGACCUUAGUUGUCCCCCAGGACAUGUCUGAGGGUUGGUAAGCACCUCUUCAUUUUGCAGAUGGAGAAAACUGAACUUUUUACCCAUUUUCUUUACUCUUCACUAUUAAUGUUGUGUUUACAUUGAUAAGAACAACAGUCAAUGGCCAACCUACUACUGGCCUGUUUGUAUUGAGUUGCCAUGUGACCAGCAAAAGCUGCAUUUAAUAAAUGAAAGUACAGAUUGUCUCUU